ACUUCCUACUUUACUGAAGUACUGCAGUAGUCAGGCAGGGCUGGGCCUCCCCUUUCUGUCUUCCCCUUCACCUCUGUACAGAAAGCUCUGGCGACCUGCCGUGGAUGCUUGCAGCGGGCAGGAUGGAGGACGAAGAAGGCCCUGAGUAUGGGAAACCAGACUUCGUGCUUUUGGAUCAACUGACCAUGGAGGACUUCAUGAAGAACCUAGAGCUCAGGUUUGAGAAGGGCCGUAUCUAUACCUACAUUGGUGAGGUGCUCGUAUCCGUGAACCCCUACCAGGAACUGCCAUUGUAUGGGCCAGAGGCCAUUGCCAAGUACCAGGGCCGGGAGCUCUAUGAGCGACCACCUCAUCUUUACGCCGUGGCCAAUGCUGCUUACAAGGCAAUGAAGCGCAGAUCCAGGGACACCUGCAUUGUCAUCUCAGGGGAGAGUGGGGCAGGGAAGACAGAAGCCAGCAAGCACAUCAUGCAGUACAUUGCUGCUGUCACCAACCCAAGCCAGAGGGCUGAGGUAGAGAGGGUGAAGAAUGUGCUCCUCAAGUCCACCUGCGUGCUCGAAGCCUUUGGCAAUGCCCGCACCAAUCGCAACCACAACUCCAGCCGCUUUGGCAAGUACAUGGACAUCAACUUCGACUUCAAGGGGGAUCCUGUUGGUGGACACAUCCACAGCUACCUGCUGGAGAAGUCUAGGGUUCUCAAGCAGCAUGUAGGCGAGAGGAACUUCCAUGCCUUCUACCAGUUGCUUCGAGGCAGUGAGGACCAAGAGCUGCAAAGACUGCAUCUGGAAAGAAAUCCUGCUGUGUAUAAUUUCACGCGUCAGGGAGCUGGGCUCAACAUGGGUGUGCACAAUGCCUUGGACAGUGAUGAGAAGAGCCACCAAGGAGUGAUGGAGGCCAUGAGGAUCAUUGGCUUCAGUCCUGAGGAGGUGGAGUCCAUCCAUCGCAUCCUCGCCGCCAUAUUACACCUGGGAAACAUCGAGUUUGUGGAGACAGAGGAAAAUGGACCACAGAAAGGAGGCCUGGAAGUGGCUGACGAGGCCCUGGUAGGAUAUGUGGCCAAGCUGACAGCCACUCCCAGAGACCUUGUUCUGCGAACCCUGCUGGCUCGAACAGUGGCUUCAGGAGGCCGAGAAGUCAUUGAGAAGAGCCACACCGUGGCUGAGGCCAGCUAUGCCCGGGAUGCCUGUGCAAAGGCAAUGUACCAGCGACUGUUUGAGUGGGUUGUGAACAAGAUCAAUGGCAUCAUGGAACCCCGGGACCGAGACCCUCGGUAUGAUGGCAAGGACACUGUCAUUGGGGUGCUGGACAUUUACGGCUUUGAGGUGUUCCCUGUCAACAGCUUUGAGCAGUUCUGCAUCAACUACUGCAAUGAGAAGCUACAGCAGCUCUUUAUCCAGCUUAUCCUGAAGCAAGAGCAGGAGGAGUAUGAGCGAGAGGGCAUCGCCUGGCAGACCAUCGAGUACUUCAACAACGCUACCAUUGUGGAACUUGUAGAGCAGCCCCGCCGAGGCAUCCUGGCUGUGUUAGAUGAAGCCUGCAGCACGGCAGGCCCCAUCACUGACCGAAUCUUCCUGCAGACCCUGGACACACACCACCGCCACCACCCACACUAUUCCAGCCGCCAGCUUUGCCCUACGGACAAGACCAUGGAGUUUGGCCGAGACUUCCAGAUCAAACACUAUGCAGGCGAUGUCACGUACUCUGUGGAAGGCUUCAUUGACAAGAACAGAGACUCUCUCUUCCAGGAUUUCAAACGGCUGCUGUACAAUAGUGUGGAUCCCACCUUGCGAGCCAUGUGGCCAGAUGGGCAACAGGACAUCACGGAAGUGACCAAGCGUCCCCUGACAGCCGGCACACUCUUUAAGAAUUCCAUGGUUGCCCUGGUGGAAAACUUGGCUUCCAAGGAACCCUUCUAUGUCCGCUGCAUCAAACCCAACGAAGACAAGGUGGCUGGGCGGCUCGAUGAAGCCCACUGUCGUCACCAGGUCGAAUACCUGGGACUACUGGAGAAUGUGAGGGUCCGCAGGGCUGGCUUUGCUUCCCGGCAGCCCUACCCUCGAUUCCUGCUCAGGUACAAGAUGACCUGUGAGUACACGUGGCCCAACCAUCUGCUGGGCUCUGAUCGGGAUGCGGUGAGCGCCCUGCUGGAACAGCAUGGGCUGCAAGGGGAUGUGGCCUUUGGCCACAGCAAGCUGUUCAUCCGAUCCCCAAGGACGCUGGUCACUCUGGAGCAGAGCCGAGCUCGCCUGAUUCCCAUCAUUGUGUUAUUGCUGCAGAAGGCUUGGCGGGGCACCCUGGCUAGGUGGCACUGCCGGCGACUAAGGGCCAUCUACACCAUCAUGCGCUGGUUCCGGAGGCACAAGGUGCGUGCCCACCUGAUUGAACUACAGCGACGGUUCCAGGCUGCACGGCAGCCCCCACUCUAUGGCCGUGACCUUGUAUGGCCCACACCUCCUGCUGUGCUGCAGCCGUUCCAGGACACUUGCCGUGUUCUCUUCAGCAGGUGGCGGGCACGGCAGUUAGUGAAGAACAUCCCUCCUUCAGACAUGACUCAGAUCAAGGCCAAGGUGGCUGCUAUGGGGGCCUUGCAAGGAUUGCGACAGGACUGGGGUUGCCAGAGGGCCUGGGCCCGAGACUACCUGUCCUCUGACACUGACAACCCCACAGCUUCCCAUCUGUUUGCUGAGCAACUAAAGGCACUUCGGGAGAAGGAUGGCUUUGGAACUGUGCUUUUCUCCAGCCAUGUGCGCAAGGUGAAUCGCUUCCGCAAGAGCCGGGACCGGGCCCUUCUGCUCACAGAUCGGUAUCUCUACAAGCUGGAGCCUGGACGACAGUACCGGGUGAUGCGGGCUGUGCCUCUGGAGGCGGUGACAGGGCUGAGUGUGACCAGUGGAAGAGAUCAGCUGGUGGUGUUACAUGCCCAAGGCCAUGAUGAUCUUGUAGUGUGUCUACACCGUUCCCAACCACCACUGGACAAUCGAAUUGGGGAGCUGGUGGGCAUGCUGGCUGCACACUGCCAGGGGGAGGGACGAACCCUGGAGGUCCGUGUCUCUGACUGCAUCCCACUGAGCCAGCGUGGUGCCCGGCGCCUCAUUUCUGUGGAGCCCAGGCCAGAGCAGCCUGAGCCAGAUUUCCAAAGCAGCCGUAGCACCUUUACCCUCCUCUGGCCAAGCCACUGAGCAAGAAGGCCAAGCCUGUCUAACCUGGUUUCCACGUGGUUCUAAACACCUGGUCUUGACCGCACUAAAGGCCAGGACUUGUCUACCCUUACAUGGAACAUUGAAAAAUAAAGAUGCUAUAUUUGUUUUCA
Molecule: messenger RNA, 3310 nt
Organism: Mus caroli (Ryukyu mouse)
Lineage: Eukaryota; Metazoa; Chordata; Mammalia; Rodentia; Muridae
Gene: Myo1g
Product: myosin IG
Biological process (GO): endocytosis; actin filament organization; actin filament-based movement
Cellular component (GO): actin cytoskeleton; cytoplasm; microvillus
Molecular function (GO): actin filament binding; microfilament motor activity; ATP binding
Source: RefSeq, a predicted model, not a curated record